This is a messenger RNA of Clupea harengus (Atlantic herring), 5033 nucleotides long. RefSeq names its product sema domain, immunoglobulin domain (Ig), short basic domain, secreted, (semaphorin) 3Ga (gene sema3ga). Gene Ontology annotation, cellular component: plasma membrane. Lineage: Eukaryota; Metazoa; Chordata; Actinopteri; Clupeiformes; Clupeidae. Gene Ontology annotation, molecular function: semaphorin receptor binding; chemorepellent activity. Gene Ontology annotation, biological process: axon guidance; semaphorin-plexin signaling pathway; negative chemotaxis. The record is from RefSeq and is a predicted model, not a curated record.
UUAAGCCAUCAGCAACAGUUGCGAUGUCAUUUUUCAAACAGGCACAACAUAAUCAAAGAGCCAGCAAAUAUAUUACAUCCAUGAUCUCAAGCUAAUCUAGUUUCUCUGAAAGACCCUAGCGAUACAGGGUUUGACCUUCUGUCACACUCCCACACCACUCUCGGAAGUACCGCAUCACCUCCAUCCUGGCUCGUCACACCGGCACCUUGUGAGUUAACCCAACUUCUCGGGAGUUAGAACCGGAGAGUAUGUGACAGCUUGGACAGCGGCAGGGGAGGAAAGGAUCGCAAGCAGAGUGCGCUGAACACCUGCCAUCGCUCCAAGUCUAGACUUUUACCGCAGAGCGAAGUCUUCACGGCGCGUCGGCAUACCCUCGCUGUAUUUUUUUUUUCUUCUUUCAUCUGUCAUAAGUUCAAAGCUGUUUUGAUUCUUGGACUCGAAUCAUUUAACUUCCAGGGAAGAGGACAGAGAGAUUGGAAAGCCAUUGCUCUGCGCGUUAAUCUGUUAAAGGCGUCGACGUGUAGACACAGAGAUAUUUGACACAUUUUGGCGUGAAGGACUAAAAUUUGCGUCGAAUUCUUUAAUAUACUGGUAAGGAAUUGCAGUUGUUUUCAAACUGCGCUAAACCUCAAUCACUGCGCAGAGCAAAGGAAUGUGGCGAUAACAUCUUAUCCGACCUGCACCCGCCUAAAAGAGUACCAACGGGUCUCGUUUUGUCAACAGGACUAAAAAGAAAAAGAAAAUAAGCUCUGUGUUGAACUCAUCCAAGUGGAUCAGCGCCAUGGCUGCCCCCGGAUCCCCUCCCGCCCUGAUGCUGCCGCCGCCGCCGCCGCCACCACCGUCACCACUGCCUCUGCUGCCGCUGCUGCUGCUGCUGCUACUGGCUCAGUGUGUGUGUGGAGUCUCCAGCGUCCCCCACUCCAGUGCCCCCAGAGUCCACUUGUCUUUCAAAGAGUUGCAGGACACACGGGCGGCUCGUCCCUUCAGCUUCUCCUUCAACACCAGUGACUACCGGAUCCUGCAUGUGGACCAGGACCAGGGCCGUCUCUACCUGGGCACCCGCGAGUACCUGGUGUCGCUGGACAUGCAAAACGUCAACAAGGAGCCGCUCAUCAUCCACUGGCCAUCCUCCGCCGAGAGGAAAGCAGAAUGCCAGCUCACAGGAAAGGGAAGGCAGGGGGAAUGUGCCAACUUUGUGCGCCUGAUUGAGCCGUGGAACCGCACCCACCUCUACGCCUGUGGGACCGGAGCCUACAGACCCGUCUGCACGUACAUACACAGAGGAUGGAAGGCAGAGGACUACCUCUUCCGGCUGGUCCCAGGGCACGUGGACUCAGGAAAGGGGAGGUGCUCCUAUGACCCCAACCAUCAGGGCGUCUCUGCUGUCAUCAAUGGUAACCUGUACGCAGGAGUGCAUGUGGAUUUCAUGGGAACGGACCCAGCCAUCUUUAGAACCAUGGGGAGCGGACCGGCCAUCCGAACAGAGCAAUAUGACUCCAGAUGGCUCAAUGAACCUGUCUUCACUCAGAUCCACAUGAUCCCGGACAGCGCAGAGCGGAAUGAUGAUAAGCUUUACUUUUUCUUCCGAGAGAAGACUUUGGACUCUGGAGGCGGGGCCAGCCCAAGUGUCUUGGCCCGGGUUGGACGAAUCUGUCUGAAUGAUGAGGGGGGACAGAAGUCUCUGGUGAAUAAGUGGACCACCUUCCUGAAGGCCAGGCUGGUGUGUUCAGUCAUCGGGGAGGACGAGGUGGAGACCUACUUCGAUGAGCUGCGGGACGUCUUCAUCCAGCCCUCUCAGGACGAGAGAAACCCGGUGGUGUACGCCGUGUUCUCCACCGCAGGCUCCGUGUUUAAAGGCUCGGCCGUCUGCGUCUACUCCAUGUCUGACAUCCGAAACGUCUUUAAUGGACCCUUCGCCCACAAGCACGGCCACAACUACCAGUGGACCGCCUACACGGGCAAGAUCCCCUACCCCCGGCCCGGCACCUGUCCUGGUGGAACCUUCACUCCCGGCCUGCGCUCGACGAAGGAGUUCUCAGACGAGGCGGUGAACUUUAUCCGCAGUCACCCCCUCAUGUACCACCCGGUGUACCCCAUCCACAAGCGCCCUCUGGUGGUCAGGACCGGCGUGGACUACCGCUUCACCACCAUCGCCGUGGACCAGGUGGACGCUGUGGACGGAAGAUACGAGGUGCUUUUCCUGGGAACAGACCGGGGGACGGUCCAGAAGGUCAUCGUGCUGCCCAAAGACCCCAGCACCAUGGAGGAGCUCAUCCUGGAGGAAGUGGAAGUUUUCAGGACGCCAGCUCCUGUUAAAACCAUGAAGAUAUCGGCCAAAAGGCAACAGUUGUACGUGUCAUCGGACGCCGGUCUUACCCAGGUGUCUUUGCACCGCUGUGGGGUGUAUGGGAAGGCGUGCUCCGACUGCUGCUUGGCGCGUGACCCCUACUGUGCCUGGGACGGGGAGAGCUGCACCCCCUUUACGCAGGCCACCAAAAGGCGGAGCAGGAGGCAGGAUAUCAGGCACGGUGACCCCCUGCGUCAGUGCAGAGGCUUCAACGCCAAAGUGGAGAAGCGUCUGAAGGAGACGGUGCAGUUCGGCGUGGAGGGCAGCAGCACCUUCCUGGAGUGCCAGCCCCGCACUCCGCAGGCCUCCAUCAAGUGGCUCUUCCAGACCGACGGCAAGAGGAAAGCGCUGAGCCGAGACCGUGAGGUGCUGAAGACUCCCCACGGCAUCCUGCUGAAGUCUCUGGCUCAGGCCGACGCCGGGCUCUACCACUGCCUGGCCACCGAGAACAACUUCAAGCACACCAUCGCCCGCGUGUCCCUGCGGAUCCUGGACCGCCAGAUCGCCGUGGCUCUCACCUCGCCCGACGACGACGACGACGACGACGGUGACGAUGACAACGGGCGCAAGUCACAACAACAGCAGCAGCACCCUGCAGCCCAGCCGUGGCCCAGCGCCCCUCUGCCCUCCCAGCCGGAGGUCAGGCUCAUCCACCAGUACUGCCAGUCGUACUGGGAGCAGAUGGGGGCCCAGCAGCAGCAGCAGCAGCAGCAGCAGCAGCAGCAGCUGCAGAAGAAGAGCAAGCUGAAGAGCCGCAGACACACAGAGAGCCUGGCCUCCAGCGGAGGAUGAGAGGAGGGAGAGGGCUGCCUCUUCGUCGCUCACUUUUUACGUGCCACCAUCCUGCCUCCUGUUGAGUUGUCCGUUAUUUUUGCGUCCUGUCUAAGGCUAAUGGGUCAUGGAGUAUAAAAUCCCUCUCGUCGUCCUUUCAUUCCGUUGAUCGUUCUCUCCAUUCAUCUGCCCAUCUAUCGUCCUUCUCUCACUCCCCCCCUCCUGUGGACUGUAUGAGUGGUUGACUGCUGUUCCUGCCUGCCUGCAGUGACUGUUCCUGAGGAGAACCCGGAUAAACUGUUUCCCACGCUCAUUCUGCUGACAUUACCAUGACGACUAGCUUGACGAAAGGAGUCCGUUUGAAGGUGUUGGCCAACCAUGCCCCGUGUCUCCCCUCACUGCUGUCACUGUGGCAGGACUCUGCGGCAUUGCCUCUUUGCCAGGGCUCUGCCAAACACUGAGGGUUCACCAGUUAACAACGCUUAAUGCAAUGGGGAAUAGGAUCAAGUCGUGAUCUGCUGUAUUGAUGAACCAUAUUUAAAAUUAAAUGCUACCAUCAAUGGAUGUUAAUGUUAAUCCAGGAUCGGGUGAUUUGGUUAUUAUAGUUGCAUCAGUUGCAACGAUUAAUGUAAACGGCUACAUGUUAUUUAGGGAAACAUCACUGUAAAACAAGAUUGUGAUAAUCAUUCGUGCUCUAACAGAUCCAUGCUCACAAAUAUGUUUUGUCAUAGCUAGAGUUCUAUGGGUGACGGUGUGUUUGCGAAUGUUCCAUUCAUUCCAAAUGAGAACGUGUAGAACCUUAGUCCAGUACAGUAGAGCAGAGAGAGACGCAUGGGAACCACGUAGGACUCGGGGGUCCCGGAGGGUGCUCUGAGGGUCCCACUGAUAGAACACUAGACUUGUAUUUCUCUCUGUGAACAGUGAGUGUGACUGAGAAAACACAUGACUGGAAUUAUUGCACCUUAUUGUUAAACUGGGUUUAAUGAGCGACAGUGCUUCCCCCUAAUACCAUUUAGCCCCCUAAUACCGUCAAAGACAAGAUAUAUAGUUGUAAGAAAGAGGAUAUUCCCAUCUAAUAUGUGACGAAAUCAAACAGAUUCAUAUUAUGUCUUUGUGAGAUUAGUGUUUAGAAGAUCUACCCUAUCUGGAUAUGAUACAAUGUAUUUAAGAGAAAGCAUUCUAGAUAAGGAACAGACAAGUGUUAGCCAAUCCUACAGUACUAUCUGACAUUUGAUAAUGUAUAUUUACUUUACGUACCACUUUAACAACACCAAAUCUGCGUAAGGAAAUGUGGUAAAAAUGUAUUUCUGCACAUAAUAACAUAGGACUAUGUUCAUGAUGUUCACCACCCCUCUUCUUGCCAUGUAACACUAAGUAUGAUGGGUAUUUAUUAUGAGGUUGUAUAUAUUUGUUUUUCUUGUGAGAUAAUGUAUGUCCUGUAUAAUGUUCGUUUGCUGCGUGGUGGGGGGCGUUUUGUUUGCAUGAGGUAAAGUUCAACUCUAAUGAUAUUUAUUACAGUGCCAGUGGAAUAGCGGACAGUACACUAGCUGUGUAGAAUUAGGAUACUGACAGCGACUAAUAGACAUCUGUCUCAGUUUGUGUCGGCUGAGGUAGAUACUCUCAAAAUCCUCAAAUGUUACAUAAAGCUCUUUUAAUGAACUGUGGCGUAGCAGCCGAUGAAAUUCAUCGCCCACUCUGUAAAGACUUAAUAUAAUGGUGGCAUUCAGGAGUGGGUUCACUAAAGACAACAGGUGUUACACUGGAGAUGUGGAAAUUGCACAAAAGGGUGUUGGUGACCUGCUCAUAUGUUUUGCGUUAACUGCAUCCAGAUCUUUUGGUUGUACUGAAAUGUCUCCCUCUUGUUUUAUAUUGAAAUCUAUCAUUGUAACUAAAUAUAAUAAAGGAAUGAAAUGUA